ACGGUGUGCACUGCUGCAACAGUCUACUCGCGUGUGUCUCUGUCUCUGUCCACGGUCGGCUCGCCGAGUGCCAAACUGAAGGGGCGAACGGGAGAUCGCGGUGUGCGCGAAAGAAGGCCUGAAUCGACUCACGGUUUUCUCGACAAAUUUGGAGUAAAAUUUUUCGCGAUCAAAGACGUUCGAGGCGACCGCGACGCCGCGCUAAACCACCUACGAAGGCCCCUGUUGCCCGUCGACAACUGCACCAGCUCUCGCUGAACCGUUUUGUGAAUACAGUACGCGCGAGCACCUUAAUAUCAAAAUUGCAGGACAAUUAUUAUAAAUGACCCGUAAUUACGAUUGUUCCAGGCGACACACACUUAUUUACUCCCCCCGGUUUCUCGGGCCGCUGCCUAAUUUAACCCUUGCUUCUGGAAAUUCGUGUAAUUCGGACAAAUUGGUCGUAUAAAUAAAUGCAAUAUAUUACACGUACGCGAACAAAUUAAUCUUUUAGCGAACGGGUUCGUCCGACUUGUGAUGUAGGUACGGCUCUUGUUAACGUGAAAACUGAGCGACGAACUUGCGAGAAAACUUGUGUGAGGAUUUUUUUCAAUCGAGUGUUAAAAAUUUUUUACACCGUUUCAUCGUCCGUGGUCGCUGGCCGUCGCCACGUUUUGCCGAUAUUACGAUUCCACCGCGAUUAGGUUUUACUCGUUCUCCUCGUUUCUGCCAAAACAGUGUCCGACAGUGACUAUGUUUCGGUUCUUCGUCAGCUGUCCGAGUUCAGCCCUGACCAAAGAUCCAUCAGUGUCGAGCUGACGUUCGGUGAAUAGACAACCGAUUGUCUAGAGUGCUCCCGCAGGCCUUCUUCUCCAAGGAUCGUUCGAUUUUUCCAGAAUUUUGGAUUUGGAUUUGACCAUAAUUUAAUACCAACCCUCCCCGCCAGGGAUGAGAGGAAUACUAAUUCAGUGACAAUUAAAAAUAGUUUCCACAACUUACGUAUUGGUUGUUGUUGUCUAAAUUCUUAAACCAAAAAGGAUCUCGUGCAGUGACCGUUAAACUCAGUGAUCGAAACAUUAUACAGAUUCAAAUAACAACGAAUAGUAUAAUUGUUAAUAAUCAGUGUCGGUACAAUAACAUUAAAAAAAAAAAAAUACUCCAGCAAUGCUCCAGAGUGAAAAGAAACCGGUGACGAAGCUUUUCUGGAAAUAACCCGUCGAUAUAGCGGUAAGAAAAAUAAUCUCGUCGAGCUUCAAGUUCCCACCCUUGUACGAGGCAUGAGAAGAGCGAGGACGAACACCGCAGCGUUUCGGACUUAAUAAAAAAAAAAGUGCGGUAGAGGCAGAGAAGAAGCGGUAAACCACCGAGCAUUCGAAGCGAGGCGAGGAAAACCGCGUCGCCCGAAUAAGAAUAUCCGUCCUGCGGUAAAUGCGCGGCCCUCGUCUGUCAGAGCGAUUAUCGAGGCGUAGUUGAGGCCCUGUUUGAGGCCAGCCCCAAAAUUCGGGCCCCGAGCGGCAUCGGGGCGUCGGCGACGGCGACGGCAAGAGGCGGCUGCGGCGGCGUCGGCCUUGUGUCAACGGUGGAGCGACCGGGAAGUACAACGACGCUUAACUUCACGGACCUGGGUAGCCCCUUCGGGGCGGGCGACCCGUGUCCGUCGAGCACCCCGACGCCGAACAGCAUGAGCGGGGGCCCGUCGGGGGGCGGGGGCGGCGGAGGUGGAGGCGGAGGCGGCAGCGGCGGAUCGGAUAUGGAGCAGCAUCUCCACCACGCGGGUCUGGGCUCGGUGACGCCAGGGCCGGCGGGAAACGGGGGCGACAGCGCAUCGAGCACGCCGGUUUCCCAAUCGGGGAAGUCGGCGUUCAUCGAGCUGCAGCACAACAACCUCUACAACCCGGCCAGCCUCCGGGGCGGCUAUCCCGGGGGACACAACGUCCCCGGCUCCCAUCAGUUUUCCCAUCAGGUCGGAUCCCUCGGGCACCAGGGAUCCGCUCCCGGAGGCGGGAACCAGCAACACGCCGAAAGCGGCUUUCCCAGUCCCCGAUCGGCCCUGGCCGGCUACCCCUUCGCCCCCAUGCAUCAGCACAACACCUACGGAUAUCACCUUGGAUCCUACGCGCCCCAGUGUCCAUCCCCGCCCAAGGAUGGCGAGUACCCGAACUGGUGGUGCCUGUUCGCAGACCUCUCCCCGUUGGGCGACAAGAGCGGCUCCCUGGUGGACGAGCUUGGCGGUGGUGGCGGUGGAUCCUUGAGGAACGGAAAGGGGAAGAAAAUGAGGAAACCAAGGACGAUCUACAGCAGCCUUCAACUACAACAGCUUAACAGGAGGUUCCAGAGAACACAGUACCUCGCUCUUCCCGAAAGAGCAGAACUCGCCGCCAGUCUUGGACUUACGCAGACACAAGUGAAGAUCUGGUUCCAAAACAGGCGAAGUAAAUAUAAAAAGAUGAUGAAGGCAGCGCAGCAGGGAGGCGGCGGAGGCGGAGGUCAGCAUGGAAGCCUCCUCGCCGGAGGAACUGCGCUCCCGGGUGGUCCUUCGCCCCAGCCGGGACAGCCAGGAGGUUUGAUGCAAGGAGGUGGAGGAAGUUCCGUGUCCGGAAGUCCGACGACGGGGUACCUCGGAGGAAUGGGGGGCGGCGGGGGCGGGCACACCCCCGGAAGUUCCAGUCCUGGUAGCGAAAUGUCGCCCCAGCACAACGAGAGCCCGCCGGCGCCCGUCUGGCCCGGGGAGAUGAAGCAUCACCCCCACCCCCACGGGCCGCCCCACACCCACCACCACCCCCACACGCCAGGACACCAUCCGCCCCCGCCGCCGCCGCCGCCCCACCACGCCGGCUACAUGCCGCAGUAUUCUUGGUACCAGGCGGACCCGAAUCCAGGACUACUGACGGUCUGGCCAGCGGUUUAACGAAAAGGUCCACCUGCCGCAAGCUACCUUCGAAUUGAUAAUGCGCUGCCGCAGAUCUGAAACGCCUGAAACUAACUCGUCUGCUCUUCGUCGAUGGAGAAAAUGAAUUUUGAGGACACUGAACAGGGUUGAAGAAUCGUUAUACGGCCGUUCUAUAAGUGGUGCUGUGCUAUAUUAUGUGCGUGUGACGUAACGAAUGCUUUUAUGUAUAUUAUCAAAAACGUAAGAGAAAAAUACGAAAGGAACAUGUAACAAAUGAUGAGAAACUAACGAAGAAAUCGCUGCUACACGGCAAACGUUAAAACUAAGAGUUAAUUCAUAAUAACCGGUAUAUAAUAAUAAUUAUUAUUAUUGAUACUGCUAUUGUAAAAAAUAUAAGUGUAAUUUUUGGUGAAAUUAGUGUUUAGUGGAAGGUAUUUGUAUUUUCUUUUUUUUUUUUUUCCCCUUUGGUUUUCUUCUUUUCUUCGUAUAAAUUUAGUUCCCCCCGGGGGGGAAUAAGGAAAGAAGUGAAGAACUCCUGUAAUAACGUAAAGAAAGAACUUGAAAGAAAUCUCGACGAGGGUUAAAAUCGAACGAUAUUUUGUAAACGUCGUCAAAUAUGUACCCUAAAUCAUUCAAGAAAACCGGUGAUAUUUUUUAUUUAUUGUGCCGUUUGUGUCGAUGUGCCCAGAAUAAACUUAAAAAAACAAAAAAAUUGCACGAACCAGUUCAAGGAAUAAAAAAAAUAAUAAUAAUAAUAAUAAAUAAAUAUUUAAAUAAAAUGAUAAUAAAAAAGAAACCUACAACAAAAACGAACAAUAUAAUACGAUCGAACCAGUGAAAUUAAGAAGAAUCAACGUGGUUUUAUAUCGCAGAAAGGAUAUUUAAUAUCAGUGGUAAAAAAUGAAUUUGUCUUCUAAUAACGAAAAAACAUGAAGUGCAGCUUCGAUAGUUUGUACAUUGCGAGAAUCUUGUAAAAUAUCAUAGAUAUUCGUGUACGUGUAACGUAAGUAGCUAUAAUUCAUUCCUCGCGUCAUGCAAACCAAAUCAGUAACACGGUUUAAAUUAUUCCUGAUUUCAAUUUUGCGAAAAAGAAAGAUAAGCAUUAGAGGAAAGGAGAGAAAAAGACCAAAUGACCAACUUUUAGAAACGAUCGAAGUAUACCUUAAUCGUUAUUCAAAAAGAUCGAUUUGCUCCGUAUACGCGAACAGGAAUCUCGAUGCAUGCCUGCAAUAAUAAAGUGAAAAAACAAAGCGUGAAUCAACAGCACAAAAAAUUUAUCAUCAUUGCAGAGAUUCCAUAAUAUAGCACGCUUACUCAGAAACGGUAUAAUCGUUAGAAAAUGUGGGUUUAUUAUUCUCCUUCUUCCUCUGUUUUAUUCUUGCCCGAAAAGCCCGAAUAAGGUGGGAGAAAAAUUUAACGAUAGAAUCGAAAGAAAAUAGCGUGGAACAAAAUUGUAAGAAAAUAUGUAAAAAAAUUACUCGGGAUAGUUAAAAUCCGACGCACGUGCGAUAUCUUCGCGACACGAGUAAUUCACCAGUAUUACAUGCUAAAUUAUGAAAGAAAAUGGCGUCGCGGUUGAUCGCUGCCUAGAAACUUUGCUGCAUGGUGCACGACACGCAAACAGAAAAAUUUAGUUCCAUUUGUUUUCCGUAUUUCCUGUAAUAUAAAAAUGUUUUCGUGCCGCGGUUGAAUAAUCUCGAGAGAAAAUCGCUGCACGAUUGUUGUUAUUUAAUAUAUAUAUAUAUAUAUAUAUAUACAUAUAUAUAUGCACAUAUAUAUGUAUAUGUAUGUCUUUUUUUUUUUUUCUUUCUUUUUACAAUUUCUUCUCGUUUUAUUUCCCCGCGAGUCUUCGAGUAUACGCCGUUGAGGUUAUGCAUACACGAGGAGAUUUUAGCGAGCGAAACGAGGCAAUUAUAACGAGAGAAGACAGCCGUCCGUCUCCUUUUCGGAUGACGCAACAAAGCUGCCCUCCUCCGAAAAGGAGACGAGAAUAUCCCCGGACCGUAAUUAUAAUCGUAAUCAGAAUAACCAUAACCAUAACCAUAACCAUAACCAUAAUAAUAAUCGCGGUGCUGGCUGGUUACCCCGCAUCCCGACGCUGAAACGCACGCACUGCAGUCUACCUGCCUUAUGCCUAUACAUAUUACAUACACACUACCUACAACUAAGAAACGCAUCAAGUCAGGUUUCAUUAAGCCCGCAAAAACGGUAGCCCUGAGCACCGCGCUGAUUCAGCCUCCGCUCUAAGAUCUGUGACAUUCUCGGUACGCUUUCAUUUAAACGAUAGUACGGAUUCGAUGGCGUUGUUGUACGACGAUUACAGGGUGUAACGAUUACGAUCACGAGUCUUGCACAUCCGACAUUUUCACUGGCGAAAUAUUCACCUUGGCAAAAAGAUAGCGAAAGCUCUUUCGAUGUUUUCAACCCAGUUCAGUUUUUCAUGCAGUCCUUUGACGGUUGAAUAUAGAAACUAGAAGUAAUGUCUCGUGCCAACCAGUUUAUCACUCCGUUCAAUCACGAUACACAGAUUGUAAUUUAUUCUCGUAAUCAGGGCUGGUUUUGAUUCGAAAGUUGAUGAGCAAGGUUUCAUUCAUCGACUAUUCGUAUAUAUACGCUUCAGAAAAAUCAUGGCCUGAUUGCCUGAUACUAAUUUUCAUGGUCAAUGGUCAAGAAGAAGAGAGCACUAUAGUCAGUCAGUCGGUAAAACUCAUUACCGGAUUUCAAAAUGAUUUACAAAUGAAAUAGAAAGACGUUCUGUGCAAUCUUUGCAACAGUUUUGUUCAUAAUGACCGUGUAAAAGUUUACAGAAAAUUUACGGAGGUUGAUGAUUUUUUCAAAAGUACCGUAAGAGCUGUUUAAAUUAUGUGCUUGACAAUUUUAUUUAUGUUGUGUUUAGCUUUCGAUCGUUUGAAUUUUUGUUUGUAUUAGUUCCUUAAUUCCAAAUCUCCAUUGCAACAAACGUGUUUUCAAUCUCCGUUUCAAUCGUAAUCGAAAUUUGAACGACGUCUAAAUGAGAACUCGUCAUUGCCAUGUGUAUAAAGUCAUUGUACAUUAGUACAGAGAUCCGUACAAAAACCAGUCGGUACUACAAUAUACCUCCUGUUGGAUAAUAAUCGUAUGAUUGUAAAAAUGAGUAACCAAAGUCAUAAAAAGGUGAAUAAUAUUCGUUUGUAAAGGCACACGUUGACCAUAUCUGUCCGACACCUACCAUACACAUUAUUACAGGUAGAGUUGAAAAGAAAGCAGAAUCGGAAGGAAAAAAGUAAAAUAAAAUAAAAUAAUAGAAUCCUACUAAAAAAAACUAUCCGUUUCCUCUAUUACACGUGAUGACCGACAUAAAACGAGGCGGGAACAGCCUUGCCUCGGUGUCAAAAGUGAAGUCGAUAAAGAGAAGAAAAAAAACACACACGGUAGACGCACAAGUACGCACUCACUAACAUUUUCACGCGACACGACACAACAGUGAUUGCACAACAAGCGGGGAUUGUGAUGCGCGAACGCGGGAGUGUUUCCCGCCGUUUUGUUUUUGUUUAACUCGGCUGCGUGUAUAACCGGCUACAACCGCGACGGCGGCCAUUUCGAGCUGCUUUGCCUGGCGGCCAUCUUGCGUUGCGCAACUGCCAGAUUAUAAAGGCCAGUGUGCGACACGUCGAAGCGAACCGAAAGAAGGAAAACUAUAGAACAGGGAAUGACGGGAGUUGGAACAAAAUCGCAAAAAGCGGUUACAACCGAAUGGCGGAAAUGUUCGGAUACCCGGGUUCGGAAUUUGUUUUCAACAUAAUUUUUCAUCUUUUGGAUAAUUUUUCCUCUAUCACAUGUUCACAUUUUGCUGUCGUCGUCAUCUUCGUAGUUUCUCACCAAAUUAGAGUGUAAAGUAGUUGAUUCCAGUUUAGGUGAAACGCCCGAUCGAAUGAAUUGGAAUUACCAACAUUUGAGCCACUCGAGGGCUCCGCGAAGGGUCGAGUGACAUGUGUUGAAGGCGUUACGCCCGCACACAAGUUCGAUUCGUUUUUACGAGUCUAAAUGAAAGCUGACAAGUACACGAACACGCAUUAUAUAUACAGAAUUACAGUACGUACAAUACGUCGCACAAGAAUAAAUUUUGCGUGAAGUUUUUAGGACUGGUUAAUUCCGUCUUUGUUAUAAAGUAAUUCCGCAGUACAAAAAAAGGGCUAGGGAAUCGUACGUGCCGACGUCAGACGUUCUUUGAACUAAAGAAAAUUCAAACAAACAAAUUUGUCACAUCUCCGGAUUCCAUACGUAUUUACCGAACACCGUGCGAAUUCUGAUGUUCUAAUUUUUCUAUAAUGUACAAAAAUGAUGUGUGUAUGUAUAUAUAUAUAUAUCAUAGAUAUAAAUAUAGAUAUACAUAGAGAGUAUACAUAUGAUUAAAUAUGUCUUAUGUAUAGGAAGAGAGAAUUAAAUGGACGUCAUUUAUUAGGUGUUUGGUUUGGUGCAAUAAAAUUAAAAUGUAUACACCUAGUUUAUUGGUCGAAUAUAUAGAAGUCGUUGUAUAAGUUCCUAAAUUGCUGGGUUAAAGAGAAAACAGUGAAAAAAAAAAAGAAAACUAAGUUAAAAUCGCCAAAAAGAUGUGUACAACAUAGCUUGCGAAACCUAGAAACGAUCUCGCAUGUACCUACCUAUAAUAUGUAUUACGUCGCACCGCGAUGGCACAAGACGAAUUU
This is a messenger RNA of Neodiprion virginianus, 7554 nucleotides long. It is a transcript of the gene Dll, whose product is annotated as homeotic protein distal-less. The coding region runs from base 1661 to 2887 and encodes 408 amino acids. Gene Ontology annotation, biological process: regulation of transcription by RNA polymerase II. Gene Ontology annotation, molecular function: RNA polymerase II cis-regulatory region sequence-specific DNA binding; DNA-binding transcription factor activity, RNA polymerase II-specific. The record is from RefSeq and is a predicted model, not a curated record. Lineage: Eukaryota; Metazoa; Arthropoda; Insecta; Hymenoptera; Diprionidae. The transcript is spliced from 5 exons.